Eutrema salsugineum is the source of this 1636-nucleotide messenger RNA. Its product is annotated as transcription factor TCP15. The transcript has a single exon. Bases 214 to 1218 code for a protein of 334 amino acids. Gene Ontology annotation, cellular component: nucleus. Gene Ontology annotation, molecular function: DNA-binding transcription factor activity; sequence-specific DNA binding. NCBI's taxonomy places the organism in Eukaryota, Viridiplantae, Streptophyta, Magnoliopsida, Brassicales, Brassicaceae. The record is from RefSeq and is a predicted model, not a curated record.
UCUCUCUCACUCAGACACAGACACACAGCUAAGCUUCCCAUCUGAAAGGAGUUUCAUGUCCUUAAGGACCAUAACCUCUCUCUCUCUCUCUAAAGAAGCAACAAAAAAACAGAGUCUAGAGAGAGAAACUAUGGCUCACAUAAAGAUCUAACAGAGACAGUAGUCCCACUUCCCCACCACAACCAUCUUCGAUCAUCAUCAUCAUCAUCAUCAAUGGAUCCGGAUCCAGAUCAUCACAGACCCAACUUCCCUCUCCAGCUUCUUGAUUCUUCUUCCUCCUCUUCCACUUCCUUAGCCAUCAUCCCAACAGCUUCCUCUUCCGAACCUAACUCCGACCCUAACGCUCUCUCCAAGAAACCACCUCCGAAGCGAACCUCAACAAAAGACCGACACACCAAAGUCGAAGGCCGAGGCCGUAGGAUCCGUAUGCCUGCCAUGUGCGCCGCACGUGUCUUUCAGCUCACACGUGAGCUCGGUCACAAAUCCGACGGCGAAACCAUCGAGUGGCUUCUCCAGCAAGCUGAACCGGCGGUUAUAGCCGCUACAGGGACUGGAACCAUUCCGGCUAACUUCACUUCUCUUAAUAUCUCACUUCGUAGCUCAAGAUCUUCUCUCUCUGCUGCUCAUCUUCGUACAACUCCGAGCAGCUAUUACUUUCAUUCACCUUCCAUGUCUCAUCAUCAUCAUCAUCAUCAGCAGCAGCAGCAACAUCAAGUUCGUCCCAAGAACGAGUCGCAUUCUUCUCCUUCUUCUCAGCUUUUAGAUCACAACCAAAUGGGGAACUAUCUUGUACAAUCAACGGCUGGAUCUUUGCCUACAAGCCAGACUCCUGCUACGGCGCCGUUUUGGAGCAGUGGUGGUGAUAGUAAUACGCAGAAUCUUUGGGCUUUUAAUAUAAACCCUCAUCAUUCCGGUGAUGUUUACAACCCGAGCGGCGGUGGUGGUGGUGGUGGCGGCGGAGUAGGAGGAGGAGGAGGAGCAGGAGCAGGAGUACAUCUGAUGAAUUUUGCAGCUCCGAUUGCUUUGUUUUCCGGACAGCCUUUGGCGUCUGGUUACGGAGGAGGAGGAGGAGGAGGAGAACAUAACCAUUAUGGAGUUUUAGCGGCGUUAAAUGCUGCGUACCGGCCGGUUCAGGAGACGGGGAAUAACCAGCAAAACCGUGACGGGGAUCAUCAUCACAACCAUCAAGAAGAUGGAAGCACGAGUCAUCAUUCCUAGGCAAAAAACACACACAAACAAUAUAUCUGUGAGAUUUAUUUCUUUUUUUUUUUCUUUUUUGGUCCUUUCGUUUGUUUGAUUGUUUUUUUAAACAAGCGUGUUUUGUUUUUAUUUUUUUGCAUCUUUCAUAUAUUUUUUCUUUCUUUCUAAAUUCUAAUAUUUCACGAGUUCUGAUCCGGUUUCAAUUCUUCUUUUGAUUAAUGUAUUAAGUAAGUAAGAAAGUGAUUAUUCGAUAUAUCUUAGUAUGUGGUUUUUGCAACUAAGCUUUGGUUUUGUUUUCUUCUAAGUAGUAUCUGUCUUGUGAAAUGUUUUCUCUAUAUACCUUUGAGUGUGAGAGUUUUAUAAUGAGACACACUACUUGAUUAGGGUUUUUGAACAAUAUUAUUUGAUAUGUAUAAUCAAUAAUACAUUUCUCAUG